Zea mays is the source of this 1373-nucleotide messenger RNA. RefSeq lists its product as uncharacterized. The record is from RefSeq and is a predicted model, not a curated record. Bases 265 to 1107 code for a protein of 280 amino acids. Lineage: Eukaryota; Viridiplantae; Streptophyta; Magnoliopsida; Poales; Poaceae. The transcript has a single exon.
ACAGAUGCCAUGCUAGAGCGGCAGAUACAGUGACAUCCCUCCCACCGAGACCACCAAAUGCAUGCACUCUGCUUACUCGCUUCGCUUGUGUUUUGUCCAUUGCGACAGCUGUCUCGCGAUCCUCUCGCUGCCUGCCACGUACAACAAGCGCAUGCAUGCGGGCGUUGGUUAAUCCUGGGGAGCAACUUCUGGAGUUGAUUAAGCUCCUAACCUUCCUGCAUCAUCAUCAUCACAGUAACCAAAAUCAUUUGCUUGUCCUCUUCCAUGCAUGCACCGCACCAACUCGGCGCUUCCACCCUGGCCUGCGCCUGCCGCCGCGUCGGGCGCCGUAUACAUACAUAUACACCCGGCCCGUUUCGCCACCUCCCUCUCGCUGGCCGGCCCCAACUCCCCAAGGCAUCAUCCGAUCGACCACCGUCUCGCUCUCGUCCCCUAGCCGCUCUCCUCCGGUCUCUCGACCCUCCUAUCUGUCUCUGGCUGCGCGCGCGCGCGUUCGAGCGUGCGUGCGUGUUCAUGGGGAACACGCCGUCGUGCAUACCGCUGGGGGGCGGCGGCGGCGGCGCCUCGUCGUCGUCGUCGGCGACCGACGCCACCACGGUGAUCCACGCGGACGGCACCGUCACCCGGCUGGCGCGCCCCGUGCGCGCGUCGGAGCUCAUGCUGGACCACCCGGGCCGGUUCGUCUGCGACUCCGGCCGCCUCGCGGUCGGCUGCCGCGUCCCCGGCGUGGCCGCCGACGAGCUCCUCCGGCCGCGCCACGCCUACUUCCUCCUGCCCAUGGACAUGCUCUACUCCGUGCUCACCGACGACGAGAUGGCCGCGCUCUCCGAGUCCCACGCCGCCACGGCCGCCGCCGCCUCCUGGAAGAGGAUCGCCACGUCCACCCACCGGAGCGCGACCGGGGCCCACGCCAAGGACGACGACUGCAGCAGCGAUGGCGCCAGGGUGUACCCGAUGCUCGGGCUGCUCGAGACCGCAAGUCUCGCCGCGGAUAAUAAUAGUAAACAUGAAUUACGCGCCGGCCCCGCAGGCAAGUCGAGCGGCGCCGGGUUCAGGCGGCAUCGGUCGUGGCAGCCGGUGCUGGACACCAUCGAGGAGGUUCCUUGACGCGCCGGUUCACCAGCGCGGCGCCGCAGGAGGGGAACAGCUUUGGUUUAUCUGGUGUCUAGCGGGCGGCAGCUAGCUUGAGCUGGCUACCCGAAUGUACAGUGGCUAGCUUCCAGCUAUUCUUUUUUUUUCUCUAGCGUUUUCCAUUUUUUGUAAAACAAAUAUUUUUUUUGCGUCUACACACGCACGACUGGCAAAUUGAUUGUCAAGCUUUUGUGCUCGGGAAACAAACUAAUAAACUUGAGAGCCUUUUUCAAGAUGAAUCA